AUGCCCGCCACACACACUUCAUCACCCUCUCCGUCAACUCCUCGAACGCCUCGCACGCCUCGUAUAUCGCGAACGAGCGAUGUCCCCGACUUUCCCUAUCCCCCUGUACGAAGUCUUGUAACUCCCACAUCACCCCCUGGCAGACUUCCUUCAACGCCCAGGCAGUCGUCUCGCGAGUACCCACAGUUACCAUCGAGUCCCUCGUCGACACUGCGUAAAGCGGCUGGCACUGCCCUCCCAUUAUCCCCGUCUUCGGGCGUCUACUACUCGUCCCCGCCGACGACCUACACAAAUAUCCACAACACGCUUCGAAAUUCGGACGAGGUCGAGCUCGUAGCCCUCACACCUCGCCAGCUCCCUCCCAGCGUCGAAACACAAGACGACUCACCCUUCCACGACCGGCACUCCGUGCUGAGCGAGCGAGAAGACCUAUUCGAGUUUGAAUCUGGCAGGCAAAGAACGAUGCCGGGGUACAAGUCUGCCAGCCUUUCUCCGCAGGGGACGGAUGACCGAGGACAACCCAUGUCGUUCGGUCCUAUGCUCGACCAAGUCAGCAGACCUCCCACCGAUUGGCGCAGAUCACUCUACCCUGCCGAAUCCCAGCCCAUCCCCACAUACGAUUACUCCGGCCUGCCUACCCCUUCCUCUCCCACCUCCAGCCGGUAUUCGCUUCUCCCUGAUGCCGUCCGACCCAGGUUCCGCCGCCUGUUUGCCUUUACCACAUGGCGAGACUAUCUCUUUGUCUUUGUCCCCGGUGUCGUCCUCUCCAUCAUCGCCGCGCUCAUCCAGCCGUACAUGUCGGUGGUCAUUGGCGAUGCUUUCGAGAUCUUUGCUGCCUAUCCCAUGGUCAUGUCGGCGGUGACGGAGACGGACAAGCAGACGCUGAAAGACGGUGUGAGAGAUACGUGCAUCAAGCUCACCAUUGCUGGUGUGCUCGCGCUCGUGCUCAACUACUGCAAAGGCAUUGUGUGGACGCUGUACGGCGAGACGGUCGCCAACCGAUUGCGAGGAAAGGUGUUCAGGGGGGUGCAGGACAAGAGUAUGAAGUGGUAUGACAUGGGAAUGGGAAUGCGGGAGGAAGAACAGGGGGAGGGGAAAGAGAACGAUGCGGUGGGAGCGGGAGGGUUGAUGACCAAGUUCAACAGAGAGACUGACGAUGUCCGCCUCGCCACAUCCCUUUCCUUCGGCCUCGUCGUCCAGGACUCGUUCACAUUCCUCCUCUGCUUCAUCCUCGCCGUCGUCUACUCCCCCAAACUCGCAUUCGUCACCCUCUCCACCAUCCCCCUCAUCGUCCUCACCCAGAUCAUCACGCAGGUCACCUGCGCGCCUUUGCUGGCCACCGAACGACGCGUCUUGGCCGAGGCAUCAACCAACAUUGAGCGAGCGACCGGCGCCAUCUCCACUGUCAAAGUGCAUAAUGCUCAGUCAGCCGAGGAAACCCGUUUCCUCACACUCAUUGGGCGCGGGAUGGGGACCAUGAUCAAGCAGGGUCUGGUAUGGGGUAUCUCUAUCGGCGUCACCGACUUUUUCCUCCUGGGUACAUUUGUGCUUGGGUUCUGGUAUGGCGCACAGCUCGUCAGGAAUGGGAGUGCCACGUCGGGUGAUGUGAUGACCUGCUUCUGGGCUUGUCUCUUUGCUGCCACCUACCUGCAGCAAGUGAUUCCCCACUUGACGACGUUGACCAAGGGCAAAAACUCGAUGGCUUCUCUCUUGACCGUCAUCCAAGACGAGCCAGUCAGGCCUGUAUCUGGCAACCCCUUCUCCCCUGGCUCGACACCCACUACCGCCAAGUUCGACAUUGCCAAACAGCCCAAGGUCAAGGAGAGCCCCACCUCUGAAGGGCUCCGCCCGACCAAGUGCCAUGGCGAGUUCAACUUUACCCACGUCUCAUUUUCGUACCCCUCACGACCUGACAAUCUCGUCCUCCGCGAUGUUUCCCUCUUCAUCCCUCCUGGCGAGAUUACCUUUGUCGUCGGCGGGUCUGGUUCGGGCAAGUCGACUAUUGCGCAGCUUUUGCUACGACUGUACAACCCUCUCACUGGAGAGAUCACAUUGGACGACAAUUCGUUCGACUUUCUCGACGCUUCCUUUACUCGCGAAAAUAUUGCGGCCGUCCAACAAGGUUGUAUCCUCUUUGACAUGUCGGUCCACGACAAUGUCGCUAUGGGCCUUGCCGGCAGCGGUCCCGACCCCAAGACGGGUAUCAAGCGGUCACCGAAAGAUGUGACGAGAGAAGAGGUUGUGGAGGCGUGCAAGAUGGCGAUGAUCCAUGACUUUGUGGUGGGCUUGCCGGAAGGGUACGAGACCAAGUUGGGUACUGGUGGUUCGAGUCUGAGCGGAGGGCAGAGGCAGAGGAUGGCUAUUGCGCGGGCGAGGAUCAGGGAUCCGACUGUACUGAUUCUUGACGAAGCAACUUCUGCCCUCGACGCUACUUCCCGAGUCCUCGUCUUUCAGAAUAUCAAAGCCUGGCGCAACAACCGUACCACUAUCGUCAUCACACACGACCUCUCUCAGAUCGUAUCCGACGACUUUGUCUAUGUGAUGAAGGACGGUAUCGUCGCCGAACAAGGCUUCCGGCUGGACCUCGUCAAGAAAACUGGAGGUGUCUUUGCGAAUAUCGCCGCCGAGCAAGCUAUCACCCCCUUCCCCGCCAAGGAUGAGGGAGACGAGCAGUGGCGAGAAAACCUGGAAAACCUCUUGAACAUGGAAGAGGACUUUGAGGAGGUGUUGGACGUCAGGUCGGCAACUCCUGCUUUCAGCAAGCUGCUGAACCGCAACAGCGGCGUCUACAACGACAUGUACGACGAGUACUCGCGUGGUCAGCGUCUCUCCCACCUCGACCGCCGCCGCUCUCGGCAAAGUACUGCGCAGAAACGACUUUCUUGGACGCCCGAGCAGCAUGGCAGGACGCAGAGCAGGCAGACUUUUGUGGCGUCUGGAGGCAGCAGGCCUGUCAGUCGCAAUAGCAGACCGGCGAGCAGAAUGAGUGUCAGCCCGAGGCCUUCUUCCAGGAUGAGCUUGAGGACGAUGAUGGCUGAUCCUGACUCUACGCCUCGGCAGGGCAACCGAUCCCAACGAAGCCUCGAGCUUCCUAGUAGCGGUAUGCUUCAUGCUGGCUGGACGGAGAAGAGUUCUCCGGGACAGAUCAGUUUGAGGGAGAGACAAAGGAAGACGUUGUCGGAGAACUUGGAAGAUGACUUGAAGGAUUCUGCCUCUGAGCUCGACAACCCUCAUACCGCUAUUGAGGUCGAGUCUGAAGGACCGAAACCCAUCCCCGGUAUCUUUGCCCUCAUCAAACUCUACUUUCCCACUCUUCCCCACAGAUACCUCCUCUUCUUUGGCUGUCUUGGGUCUAUCGGCCACGGUGCUACCACCCCAAUCUGGUCAUACUUUCUUGCAAAGCUCAUGACCAUCGUUGGUGCUGGCGGUGCUGACGUCGGUGCACUUACGAAGUACGGUCUAAUCGUCCUUGCUCUUUGCGCUUGCCAAGGUUUAUCCAAUUGCGUCCGAGAAUACUCGCUCGUCAGCCUUUCUGCGCGAUGGUCUCACAUGGUUCGAGGCCAAGCUUAUCACAAGCUCAUCAAGCAAGACAAGGCCUUUUUCGAUCUUUCCCCCAACGCUCCCUCUCGCCUUGUCCAACUUCUUAUCAAGGACGCCGAUGAUGCCCGUACCCUUAUGAGUCAUGUCAUUGGUAAAGCCGUCACUGUGGUCACCAUGCUCGGCUUGGGGAUCUUUUGGGCAAUGGCUGUUGAGUGGCGAUUGACGUUGAUCGGGUUGGCGCUUGGACCAAUCUUUGGAGGAUGUAUGGCCCUCAACUCAUGGAUGCUAGGAAACGUCGAGGUCGCUUGCAAGACGGCUAGGGAAGAUGUUGGGAGGGUAUUCUACGAGAGUGUUGCAAACGUACGAGGUAUCCGCGCCAUGGCUCUUGACGGUGCGUUCGAAGACAGGUUCGCGACCGAUGCCAAGGCAGCCAAGUCGGUCGGAAAGCGUUCUGCUUGGAACAUGGCCAUCGGUGGAGCUAUCGGUGGCUGUCUGCCUCUCUUUGCGCAAGCCGUCAUGAACUUUGCUGGUUCCGAGUUCAUGAUCCAAGGCAGGAUGAAUUACGAGGAGAUGCUCCAGGUCUACAACCUUGUGCUCUUCAGUUUGACUUUUGGCGCUGGCCUUUUGGACUUUAUUCCAAUGAUGGCCAAGGCCCGUGUCGCGGCUCGAGACUUCAACCGCCUUCUCUUCCUCGGCGAACAAACUACAGAAUCCGAAGGUGAACUUCGCAUGCCCAUCAACGGCCACAUCGCCUUCAACCACGUCGCCUUUUCGUACCCGUCUCGCCCAGAGGUUCCUAUCCUUACCGAUGUCUCCUUCACCCUCACUCCUGGAGAGUAUGUCGCCAUUGUCGGUCCUUCCGGCUCCGGCAAAUCUACCAUUGCUGCUCUGAUGCAGAGGCUGUACAUGGUGGACGCGGGCGAGAUUCGUAUCGGAAACUAUAACCUCAAACAAACGGAUGUUGUGUGGCUCCGUAACCACAUCUCCGUGGUAUCUCAAUCCGCCAAUCUUUUCGACGCUUCCAUUGCCGAAAACAUUGCUUAUGGUACACCCAAUCUUCCGUUGUCUGAAAUCUACCGAGCCGCCCAAGCAGCCAACAUCCACGACUUCAUCCAGAGCUUGCCUCAGGGUUAUGACACCAAUCUGGGCGAGAACGCGAGCUUGAUCUCGGGUGGACAGGCGCAGAGGCUCCAGAUUGCCAGGGCUUUGUGCAGGACGAGUAGAAUCUUGAUUCUUGACGAGUGCACAAGCGCGCUCGACACUGACAAUGCGAAGGCGGUGCUGGAUACGAUCGUAAAGAUCAAGGCUGUGAGUGCAAUUCUAUCUUUGAGUACGGACUUGAGCCGAUUUGCUUCAGCAUCGUACCACGGUGUUUAUCACCCACUCGGUGGAGGCCAUGCAGCGCUGCGACCGUAUCAUAUGUCUGGGUGAAGGGCGAGUGGAGGAGGAGGGGACGUUCGAGGAUCUUGUGAGGAGAGGCGGCGUGUUUGCGCAGUUGAUGAAGACAGGAGAAUGGGAAUGAAAUUCGAUAGAGUAAUGUCAUAGAGUACUCUGCCUUGCUUGUAGUGUUGUAAAUGUAUCUCUAUAGCUGGC
Messenger RNA from Cryptococcus amylolentus CBS 6039, 5133 nucleotides. RefSeq lists its product as hypothetical. Gene Ontology annotation, molecular function: ATP hydrolysis activity; ABC-type transporter activity; ATP binding. Gene Ontology annotation, biological process: transmembrane transport. Bases 1 to 4971 code for a protein of 1656 amino acids. Gene Ontology annotation, cellular component: membrane. The transcript has 6 exons. Lineage: Eukaryota; Fungi; Basidiomycota; Tremellomycetes; Tremellales; Cryptococcaceae. The record is from RefSeq and is a predicted model, not a curated record.